Molecule: messenger RNA, 2090 nt
Organism: Columba livia (rock pigeon)
Lineage: Eukaryota; Metazoa; Chordata; Aves; Columbiformes; Columbidae
Gene: DLX3
Product: distal-less homeobox 3
Exons: 3
Coding region: 188-1033 (281 amino acids)
Biological process (GO): epithelial cell differentiation; regulation of transcription by RNA polymerase II; embryo development
Molecular function (GO): RNA polymerase II cis-regulatory region sequence-specific DNA binding; DNA-binding transcription factor activity, RNA polymerase II-specific
Source: RefSeq, a predicted model, not a curated record
AACCGGGGCCGCGCCGAGGUUUGGGCACAGUCACUCCUGCAGCUCGGGACGGUGUGGAGCAGCCGCUCUGGGACACCGGGCUCUGGGGACACUGGGCUCUGGGGACACCGGGCCUGACGCUUGGGCAGCCGCCGGACUGGGGGGUCCUCAGCCAGGUGGGCAGCUCCCACCCCCCCCGGCUCCCGCCAUGAGCGGCUCUUUCGACAAGAAGCUCUCCAGCAUCCUGACCGACCUCUCGGGCUCGCUCAGCUGCCAUGCCGCCUCCAAGGACUCGCCCACCCUGCCUGAGUCCUCCGUCACCGACCUGGGCUACUACACUGGCCAGCACGACUACUACUCGGGCCAGUCCUACAGCCAGCCCGUGAGCCACUACCCGUACCACCAGUUCAACCUCAACGGCAUCGGCACCGCCGGCACCUACUCCCCCAAAUCCGACUAUUCGUACAGCCCGUCCUACCGCCAGUACGGGCACUUCAGGGACCAGCAGCUCCCGGCGCAGGACACAGUGUCGGUGAAGGAGGAGCCAGAGCCGGAGGUGCGGAUGGUCAACGGAAAACCCAAGAAGAUCCGCAAGCCCCGCACCAUCUACUCCAGCUACCAGCUGGCGGCUCUGCAACGCCGCUUCCAGAAAGCCCAGUACCUGGCGCUGCCCGAACGGGCCGAGCUGGCCGCCCAGCUGGGGCUCACCCAGACCCAGGUGAAGAUCUGGUUCCAGAACCGCCGCUCCAAGUUCAAGAAGCUGUACAAGAACGGGGAGGUGCCGCUGGAGCACAGUCCCAACAACAGCGACUCCAUGGCCUGCAACUCGCCCCCCUCCCCAGCCGUCUGGGACGGCUCCUCGCACGCCGGCACGCCGGGCCGGACGCCGCUGCCGCAGCCGCUGCCCUACAGCUCAUCCCCCGGCUUCCUGGAGGAGCACAACCCCUGGUACCACCCGCAGAGCCUCGGCGCGCCCCACGGACCCCACCAGCCGCCGGCCGCCACCAUGCACCACACCUCCCCGGGGCCCCCCAGCACCGGCGCCGUCUACUAACAGCCUGGAGUGAGACGAGGGACAGAGACACCGCGCGACGACUUUGCCUCCUCCUUGUUUUUUCCCCCUGCUUUUUGGGUUUUCUUCUUUAUUUUUGUUUUUCUUUUUUCAAAGAGAAAAGGGCAGCCCUGUACGCGCCCCCCGCUGCGUCCGUGCCUCCCCAGCUCAGCUCAGGAGCUCGGGGGCCGCGAGGGGCUGCACGCGGUCGCUCCAGCCGGGCAGGCAAGGAGAAGGUGGCAAAUUCUUCCUGUGCAUUACUAUUCCUUCCUUUUUCCACCACCCUCUAACAAAAUCGGCCCCCGAGGAGCCGCGUCCCCCGGGUCCCUCGCCAGAGCGCCGGGGCCACCGCAGCGAGCUGCCCUGGGGGUCCCCGUGCCGUGACCCACGGAGCCCCCGCAGCCGGGGGAUGGAGCCGCAGCCGCGGUGAGGAGGACGCGGCGCCGCGCUGGCCAGGAGCCCCACGCCGGGGUGCGCGUCCCCACAGCCGGGAGCCCCAUGCCGGGGUGUGCACCCCACAGCCGGGAGCCCCACGCCACACCGGGGUGCACGUCCCCACAGCCAGGGGUGUUUCGGGGCCACGGACGCUGCGCGGAGCAAAGCCGGACCCCAGCGCGGCGGGCGCGGGGCAGCCCCACCGCCACCACCCGUCCCGGUGUCAGACAACCAGGUUGUUAUUUAAAAACAAAUAAAAAGCGUGGGGGCGAAAAUAUUUUAAUAUUUAAACAGUUCAGGAAUGGCUUAAGUUAUUUCUAAAGACAAAACUCGUGCUGUGUCCGUUUUCUGGCAGUGCCUCCGUCUGUCUCCGUUAAGCUAAUGGCCAAGCAAAGUGCCUCUUUUUUAAAUAAAUCGACAACACAUUUUAAAGGAAAAGAAACCUCUUCACUAUUUUUUAAGAGAAUGAUGCUAUUUUUUUAAAAGCAGAAGAUGCAGUUUUAAGCAGUGUUCAUAUGUGUUGUACAGUCCCGAGGAUCUUAUUUAUGUUGCCUUAUAUAAAUAGGGGUGUAAGGGGGAACACAGUGUACAUAAGGUUCGUUUGUAUAAAGUUGAUCCAAACCAA